Molecule: messenger RNA, 2052 nt
Organism: Durio zibethinus
Lineage: Eukaryota; Viridiplantae; Streptophyta; Magnoliopsida; Malvales; Malvaceae
Product: vacuolar cation/proton exchanger 3-like
Biological process (GO): intracellular calcium ion homeostasis; calcium ion transmembrane transport
Cellular component (GO): plant-type vacuole membrane
Molecular function (GO): calcium:proton antiporter activity
Source: RefSeq, a predicted model, not a curated record
AAUAGAUAUGUAGACACUUCGUAUGUAUGUAACGAGUACGUGGAAGGCUAAAAGCUCAUGCAAGAAUGAAAACAAAAGGGUGGGAAAAUUCCAGGAAGCUGCACAAGGCAAACAUGAAACGGUACCUCGACUCUUUCAACGUUAAUUGCAAAUACAAUUUUUUUUUUAGCCUUGUCCCUAUAUAUAUAACCACCUGCAUAUAAAAACACAGCCAAAACCUCCUCCACUUUGCUUGAUUUUGCACUUCAUUGUUCUUCAUAAUAUUGUUGCAUCAAUGGAGUCUGUUGCUGGGGAGCUUUCUCACAUGGAGAAUGGAGAGUCUAAUAAGGACUUGAUGAGCAAAGAAUCAUGGAAUAAUGGAAUUAGAACAGCUCAAAACAUGUCCACUUCGCUUAUGAGGAAGAAAUCCGAUCCAAUGCUGGUUUCAAAAGUUCGGUUUCAUAUGCUUAGACAGUUUUUAGCCAAUUUGCAAGAGGUCAUCUUUGGUACUAAACUUGCUGUUCUCUUCCCUGCCAUCCCUUUAGCCAUUGCGGCUGAUUUCUAUAAGUUUGGAAGACCUUGGAUAUUUGCUUUGAGUUUGCUUGGACUUACCCCACUUGCUGAGCGUGUUAGCUUCCUCACUGAACAAAUUGCAUAUUACACCGGUCCAACAGUUGGAGGACUCCUGAAUGCAACUUGUGGUAAUGCAACAGAGCUAAUAAUAGCUUUAUUUGCUCUCUACCAAAGCAAAAUACAUGUUCUCAAGUACUCUCUCUUGGGUUCCAUUCUCUCAAACCUUCUUCUUGUUCUUGGCACCUCUCUCCUUUGUGGGGGCUUUGCCAACAUCAAAAAGGAGCAAAGAUAUGAUAGAAAACAGGCAGAUGUAAACUCUCUCCUGUUGUUGCUGGGAUUGCUUUGCCACAUGUUACCAUUGAUGUUUAGAUAUGCGGCAACGCCAGGCAUUUUCAUUGCUGACUCUACUCUUCAGCUGUCAAGAGCAAGUAGCAUCGUUAUGCUAAUAGCUUAUUUUGGAUAUAUCUUCUUCCAGCUUAAAACUCAUAGGCAGAUUUUCGAGUCUCAAGAGGAAGAUGAAGAUGAAGAAAAGGCAGUGAUAGGGUUUUGGAGUGCAUUUAGCUGGUUGGUUGGUAUGACACUAAUCAUAGCUUUGUUAUCUGAGUAUGUGGUGGGCACAAUUGAGGCUGCAUCAGAAUCUUGGGGCAUUUCUGUUAACUUUAUCAGCAUAAUUUUGAUCCCUAUUGUGGGGAAUGCUGCCGAACAUGCUGGAGCAAUCAUAUUUGCUUUCAAGAAUAAGUUGGACAUAUCUCUGGGUGUUGCCUUGGGUUCUGCAACUCAAAUUUCUAUGUUUGCUGUUCCCUUAUGUGUUAUAGUUGGCUGGAUAAUGAGAAUCCAAAUGGAUCUUGAUUUCAGUCUUCUCGAAACUGGAUGUUUAGCCUUGACAAUAAUUAUUGUAGCCUUCACUUUACAGGAUGGAACAUCACAUUACAUGAAAGGAGUAGUUCUUUGCCUUUGUUACACAGCCAUUGCUGCAUGCUUUUUUGUUCAUAAAAUUCCAGCACCGUUGGAUCAUACUAAUGUCAACCUGGGAGCACUCAAACCAUCAUCUGGAUCCUCAGCCUAGCCGGCUGGACCACCUUUUCGGGGUUUUCUACCCCAAGUCAAGGGCCAAAAAAUUGCAAUCUUCCAUUGUCCCAAACCUUGAAAGAUGUUUGAUUUCCAUUUUGAUAAAAAGAGGACCCUUCCGAGAAGAGUGUUACAGACAAGACAAAAGUUGAGGCCAUUUUCAAGUUAAUAUAUGAGAAGAAACCCUACUUCUCCUUUGAAAAAUGUUUGUAAAUGAACUCUGUUCCUGUGAUUCCUUAAUAAGGUUUUUGUCUCUGAUUUUUAAUCUCUAGCUGUUCAUUGACAUGUACUUGGUUUAUGCCAUCAAUUUUAUGCUGCUAAAGCUGAGAUAAAUGAUUAAAUGCCAUUUACUUGAGGUGAUGUAAUAAAUAAUAAUCAGCUAAUAAGAAAAACCUUCCAGAUCAGAGUUUAUUUUAUUAAUUAAAAAUUUAA